This is a messenger RNA of Meloidogyne enterolobii, 1401 nucleotides long. Lineage: Eukaryota; Metazoa; Nematoda; Chromadorea; Rhabditida; Meloidogynidae. The record is from the annotation of a GenBank genome assembly.
UUUCAAAUAAAGAAUUAAACAUGUGGAUCACCAAGGAUGUGCCUUUCGCCGUAUUGUGCCUUUCCCCCGAGCCUUUCAGCGAAUUUCCGGUGUUUACCUCUGGUCCUUCGUUUCCUAAAUUCUCGACUUUUGACCUUUUGCUUUUUAAAAUCUGUUUUGGCAAACCCCUGAGUUCCUAAAAUUUUUUGCGGAUAUGAAAUAUGUCCGCAAAAGUAAUAAAAUAUAUAAAUAGGGUUGGACCCGACUCCGCUCUACAAAAUUUCUAUGCCUUUAUUGAAUGACAUAGAGCGCUUAUAUGCGACCUACAUUCCUGGCUCGAGGCCAGUUUUCAAGCGUACAAAGCCUCAUCUUAAUGUUGGUACAAUUGGGCAUGUUGACCAUGACUACUCUUACUUCCGCGAUUACGAAAGGUAUGAGGAUAUUGAUAAUGCACCAGAAGAACGUUCUCGUGGCAUUACCAUCAAUACAGCUCAUAUUGAAUAUGAAACGGAUGCUCGUCAUUAUGCACAUAUUGAUUGCCCUGGACAUGCUGACUACAUUAAAAACAUGAUCACCGGUUUAUUAAUUUUCUGUGUUUUUAAAAAAAAUUUUUUAGGAGCUGCACAAAUGGAAGGAGCCAUUCUUGUUGUAGCAAUUACUGAUGGGCCUAUGCCACAGACUAGAGAGCAUUUAUUGUUAGCUCGUCAAUGCGGAAUUCCUCAACAUAAUAUUUGUGUUUAUUUGAAUAAAUGUGAUGAAGUAAAUGAUGAAGAAACUCGUGAACUUGUUGAAAUGGAAGUUAGAGAACUUUUGAAUGAAUAUGAAUAUCCUGGAGAUGAAGUGCCGGUAAUUAUUGGCUCGGCAUUAUCUGCAUUGGAAGGAAUAAAUCCUGAAAUUGGUGAAAAAUCUGUUCUUAAACUUCUCGAAACUUUGGAUAAUUAUUUUAAAAUUCCUAAACGUGAGGUUAAUGAUGAAACUAUUUUUGCUGUUGAAAAAGUUUAUAAUAUUGAAGGAAAAGGUGGAGUUGUCACUGGUAAAUUAGAACAAGGAUCAGUAAAGAAGGGUGACAAACUGGUAAUUGCUGGACAAGGAAAAAAUAAGGCUACUGUUGUUAAUGGUUUGGAAACAUUUUGUAAAACUGUUGAUAAAGGUGAACCUGGAGAUCAAUUGGGUAUUUUGCUUCGUGGUGUUGAACCAAAAGAUCUUAAAAGAGGAUGUGUUCUUUUACCUCAAGGACAUAAACAUUUGCUUACUGAUAGAGUUCGUGCUCAAAUUUACGUUUUACGUCCAGAAGAGGGAGGUUCAAAGCUUCCUAUUGCCAAUUUCUUUGCGGAACAAGUCUUUUCGUUAACUUGGAAUUGUGUAGGAAAUAUUCGAAUUUUGGAUACAAAUAAAGAUUUUAUUAUGCCUGGAGAGUGUUGA